CUUGUGUCUCCAAUAGACGUCUUUGAUGAGUUAACUCCAUCUCUACAGAUGGUACAACUCCGCAUUGUCGUAAGUAGUAUAUCAGACUGGGAUUGCGCUUUAAUCCGUUGAAUCGUCGUUAUUGUCGUUUGUCGUUCUUCUUGAAGUCGUGCGGUACAGAUAUUUUCUACCUUCCCCGUUCUCUAUUUCGAAAAGUUCAUUUUCUUUCGAGCCAGACCAGACAGUUUGUUUGCAAAAGCACACACGCACACACACACAUCAUGGCUACAGCAGACUAUAAACAGAUAUCGGCAAUAGCUCGAAAGAGAAGAGCAGCCAACAUUGCCGCUUAUUACAAGACUCCGACGUGGAACGAAGCAGACUUGCCACGAAACUUGACCGAAUUCGCGUUGAAAUCCGGCUACUACACCGACGACGAACUGGCCAUCAUCCAGUCCGAAGCGGAUGUGAUUCUGGACAAGAUCAAGACCAAAGCCUGGACGGCGCUUCGAGUGACUCAGGCCUUUUGCAAGGCCUCUGCCUUGGCCCAGGAACUGACAAACUGUCUCACCGAGGUGUUGUACGCCGAAGCCUUUGAACGCGCCAAGUAUCUCGACGACUACCUCGCACGCACGGGUAGGACCAUUGGGCCUCUCCAUGGACUCCCCAUCUCCCUCAAGGACUGCUUCAUCACGGCUCCCCACCCAUCCUCGAUAGGAAUGGCCGCCUACGCCAACGAGCCGCUCCAGAAGGACACCCUCCUGGUCACCAUCCUUCGCGACCUGGGUGCCGUCUUCUACGUCAAGACCAACGUGCCGACGGCCAUGAUGAUGGCCGAGACCAACAACAACAUCUGGGGCGAAUGCCGAAAUGCCCUCCACAAGGGCCUCAGCCCCGGAGGCUCCAGUGGCGGCGAAGGGGCCCUGAUAGCGUUCAAGGCGUCUCCCCUCGGCGUGGGAACCGACAUCGGUGGCUCCAUUCGCAUACCGGCCGCCUGGUCAUACAUGUACGGCCUCAAGCCCUCGUUCGGUCGGUAUCCAGUCUACGGUGGAAAGUCUGGAAUCCCAGGCCAGGAACACAUUCUGGCAGUCAACGGACCCAUGUCCAGAUCGCUAAAGUCUCUCCAAAUAUACUCUGAAGCCGUCCUAUCAGAGAACGUAGCACCAUGGGAAGUUGACCACAAACUCCUCCCCAUCCCGUGGCGCAAGAACGUCAUCCAGCCACCUGGUCGCAAAUUGAGGAUUGGUAUCAUCGGCAUCGACGACGGCCUGACGACCGUACACCCUCCGGUCGAGAGAGCGAUCAACAUGACCCGAGCUGCACUGGAAAAGGCAGGUCACGACGUGUUUACAUGGUCAGCUUCCGAGGACCACCCUGCCAUCGUCAAGAACAUCCAAGCGGCCUUCUUCGACCUGGGCGCCGCCGCCAUAACGGACUUGCUCAAACCUUACGACGAACCUUUCUUCCCCAGCAUGGAGGGCUACGGCAUCGCGGCCGCCGCCGGGGAGGGCGGCAUAGGGCCGACCAAGAUGCGCCUGAUGAACCUCAAGCGGAACGAGCUCCAAAAGGCCUACCUCGACCGGUGGAACGCCACCGCGGCCGACGGCAAGCCCAGGAUGGACGCCAUCAUUUGUGCGUGCUCCCCCUGGGCGGCUCCCCGUCUCGGCCAGACCCAGGAAAACUUUUACGUCGGGUGGACCGGGUUUGUGAAUUAUCUAGACUUCCCGGCCUGCACGUUCCCCGUGACCUUGGCCGACAAAACCCUCGACAAGCCUCGCGACAAGGCAUCGUUCAACCAGCUGAGCGACAUCGACGGACGCAUCCAGGCCGACUACGACGCCGACUUUUACCAUGGCGCCCCCGUGGCAUUGCAGGUCGUGGGCAAGCGGUUGGAAGAGGAAAAGGUGUUGGAAAUGACUCAAAUCGUGGCCGAUGCGUUGAAAGCCGCGUCGUGAAGUAUUUAUUUUACAUAGUACCUCGAAUGGAC
Exophiala oligosperma is the source of this 1966-nucleotide messenger RNA. RefSeq lists its product as uncharacterized. The transcript is spliced from 4 exons. The coding region runs from base 261 to 1934 and encodes 557 amino acids. The record is from RefSeq and is a predicted model, not a curated record. NCBI's taxonomy places the organism in Eukaryota, Fungi, Ascomycota, Eurotiomycetes, Chaetothyriales, Herpotrichiellaceae.